This is a messenger RNA of Acanthochromis polyacanthus (spiny chromis), 3429 nucleotides long. RefSeq names its product ectonucleotide pyrophosphatase/phosphodiesterase 6 (gene enpp6). The coding region runs from base 1329 to 2657 and encodes 442 amino acids. The record is from RefSeq and is a predicted model, not a curated record. Lineage: Eukaryota; Metazoa; Chordata; Actinopteri; Pomacentridae. The transcript is spliced from 9 exons.
ACUUAUAACUAAUGAGAUGUUUUGUUCAUUGUAUUGCAGAGAAUAAUGGCUUUGGAAGGCAACGAGGCUCCUCACACCCUUGUGUUUGUGGAUGAGGCUGGGUUCAAUCUAGCCAAGGGACGAAGACAUGGCCGGAAUAUUUAUCGGCCACCGGGCCACAGUUGAUGUCCCAGGCCAGUGUGGGGGCAAUAUAACCAUGUGUGCUGCCAUUUCUGAGAAUGGUGUGGCAAGUCACAUCCCCAGCCUUGGCCCAUACAAUACAGAAAAACUCCUGGCAUUCUUGGAUCAUCUCUAUUUAGAACUAAUUCCUGAAAAUGAGAGAGGGUUGGUUGGGCCUAACUUCCCAAAAUUUGUUAUUGUGUGGGAUAACGUAAACUUCCACCGUGGCCAGCGCAUCAGAGACUGGUUCACUGCACACCCCAGAAUGCUGAUGGUGUUCCUACCGCCUUACUCAGCAUUCCUGAAUCCAAUUGAGGAGUUUUUUUCAGCUUGGAGGUGGAAGGUAUACGAGUUUCGAGCUCAGAACCAGAGGACCCUGCUACAAGCAAUGGAUGCCGCUUGUGAUGAUAUCACCACAGACCAAUGGUUUCGGCAUGCACGUGGAUUCUUCCCCCGUUGCAUUGCAAGGGAGAGGAUAAGGUGUGAUGUGGAUGAGAAUAUGUGGCCAAACCAACAGGAGCGCGAGGGAAAUGACGAGGAUGAGGGAGAAUGAGGGGGUGAACUGCAAAGUGGAGGGUAACUCCAGCGUGACUUUCUGUUUCUGUUUUGUGUUUAAAUAGUUUAUUCACAGUAUGCUGAGCUGUAUAAAUUGCUUUACUUUAUCUUCAACAUGAUGUAUAGCAUUCAUUUCAGUUGUGAAUAUAUAAAUAGUGUCUUUCUCAUUAGCUUUGCAAGCGUUUUGGAUGUGAAACUGCAUUUUGUUGAGAUCAAACUUGCUUGUAAGUAGAUGAAACAGAGUUUUGAAAUUUGUGUGAGCUGUUUUGCAAAAGUUGAUUUGGUUUUGAGAAGAUGAAACCGAGUUUUGGAAUUUGUGUGAGCUGUUUUGCAAAUGUUGAUUUGGUUUUGAGAAAUGUGUCAAAGCAAUUGAGAAACUGUAAGAAUAAAUUUCCCAUGGCUGUGCAUGUAACAAAGGCGAACAAUUCUUGACUGUUGCACCCCUCCAUUUGGAGUGAUACAUUCCACCCCGUCUAAGUUGGUAUGCUCCAGCCCUGGUGCAGUUGAGAAGACGGUGUUCAACUCGUUAGCUUCUCGUCGCUCUGUGUACAUGCUGUUGUGUGCAUCAAUUGAAAGAAUUCUGCAGCUGCUGUAGAAGCACGAGGCACCGGAACAUGUCUCUCGGACAGACAGCCGCGUGCGUCCUGCUGUUUGCGCUGCUCGGUGCGGAGCCGCAAAGUCUGGAGGCUCGACCACUGCUCGUCUUCCUGAUUGAUGGAUUCCGCUACGACUACAUGGAUGAUCUAUACGAACUACCCGGAUUUCGCGAGCUCGUGGAAAACGGGGUGAAGGUGGAUUACUUGACGCCGGACUUUCCGAGUUUGUCAUACCCCAAUUACUACUCUUUAAUGACAGGCCGUCACUGCGACACUCAUCAGAUGACUGGAAAUUACAUGUGGGAUGAAGUCUCCAAGAAGGAGUUUUUGAUUGGGACCAAUCCUGACAGCCGGUUACCUCUGUGGUGGGAUGGAUCAGAGCCACUCUGGGUGACCAUGCAGAAGCUGGGAAAGAAGGUUUUCAUGUACUACUGGCCUGGCUGUGAGGUGGAAAUUCUAGGUGUCCGUCCAUCAUUCUGUGAAGAAUACGUCUACAACCCAUCAGAGAAAAACCUGACAGAGUCAAUAAGUAAUGCUCUCAACAUCUUGAGGUCAGGUGAAGCAGACAUGGCAGCAAUAUAUUAUGAGAAAAUAGAUGUGGAGGGCCAUCACUUUGGUCCAAACUCUCUUCAGGUCAGAACAGCUGUGCGACAACUGGAUCGUGCCAUGCAGACACUCAACAACAAACUCAAAGAGACAAACAUGGUAAAGCAACUGAACGUUGUACUAUUUUCUGACCAUGGUAUGACAAAGAUCCAGUGGAUGGAAAAGGUCAUUGAGCUGGACAAAUACAUCAGCAUGUCAGACAUUGUCAAGAUGAUGGACAGAGGACCAGUGGUCAGUCUGUGGCCCCAAGAGAACAAGUACCAAAAGGUGUAUGCUGCAUUGUCCCAGGUCCCUAACAUGCGUGUCUAUGCCAGACAGGACAUCCCUGACAGAUUCCAUUACAAAAGAGGAAAGUUUGUGUCGCCCCUGACACUGGUGGCUGAGCCAGGCUGGUUUAUCACCGAGAACAAGACAAGACUCCCUUACUGGAAAAAUGACACUGGGGAGCCCUCAGCGUGGCAGAAUGGCUGGCAUGGUUAUGACAACGAGUAUAUCGACAUGAGAGGCUUUUUCUUGGCAACAGGACCUGAUUUCAAGCGGAAUGUCCGGGCAGCUCCAAUUCGAACAGUGGACAUCUACAACCUGAUGUGCUGGACAUUAGGAGUUGAUCCUUUACCCAAUAAUGGUUCCUGGGCUCGGGUAGAGUACCUGCUGAAUGACUCUGAUGGUCUAUUUCAGUCAGCAGCCUCCUGGACCUGCUGUAUGAGUUUGCUAGGGGUACUGUUGGCAAUGUGCAAUUAAACAUUUAACAGGGUUUAUAGCAUCUACUGGUACAGUAGCUAGAGACAGUUUGCUGGAAACAGAACCUCAAAUCAUCUAUCUAUCUAUCUAUCUAUCUAUCUAUCUAUCAUCUAUCAUCUAUAUAUCUAAUGGUAUUGAUAGCAAAAAAUAAAAAGUACUUGACAAGAAGAGAUGUAGUAUGUCAGCAGGACUGUACCUUUAUUUUACAUGAAAUGUUUUAAAGUCACAAAGUGUAAAUCUCUACUCCCUUUUUUUGGCCAUUCUAUUUAAACAGCAGUCUUCUCCAGAAAACAUUGACGCAUAUUAGCGAAAUCCCUGCAAGAUCACAAAAUCAUUUUAGAAAUAACAGAACAGCACUUGUAAAUGGACAGAUUACAUACAGUAAAGAAUGCCAAUGUUGCCUCCUUUUAAAAUGGGUAACAUCUAGAAUAGAUAAUAUGCAGAGACAUACAUCAGGUAAAACAUUAUGACCACCUGCCUAGCAUUGUGUUGGUCAUAAUGCUGUGCCUGACUGGUGUAAGUUGUACUGUUGAAUGGUAAAGGAGAUAUUUAGGAACCUUAACAUUUCCAGUCACUUUUCUUUUUUCCAUUGUUUGGCCACUUUUAAAUCUUACAUAUUUGGUCUGUACUGGAUGAUUAUUGCAACUGAGAUCUCUUAUUUUGAAAUCAUUUUUAAUUGAGGAGCUUGUUUUUUGUUAAGUGUAUGUAUAAUUCACUUUUUUGUGAAAAGUGAUCUAUAAAUAAAUAAAUUCUCUUUUUUUUCAAAACACAA